AUGAAGGAAAAGUCUAGUUAUGAUAACUUUCAUAUUUGCACUAUCUAACUGCCUUAACAUAAGAUAACAUAAGCCUGCUAUGUGUUAAGGUAAAGCUAUGGAAUUUAUGGAGUCAAGCGAAUGGAAUUAACAGUGAAAUCUCACUAAACUAGUGUAAAGCAGUUAAUGACAGGCUUAAACGAUUUCCAGUCUCAAAUUGCAGAGGACAACUACGAUGGAGAGUUUGAGACAUGCUUGAAUAAGUGUUUUGAAGCAGGGAAAGGUGUGCAAAGACAUAAUGUUCGAAUUUUUCAGCUUAAUUGUUGA
Messenger RNA from Paramecium octaurelia, 306 nucleotides. The record is from the annotation of a GenBank genome assembly. NCBI's taxonomy places the organism in Eukaryota, Ciliophora, Oligohymenophorea, Peniculida, Parameciidae.